Molecule: messenger RNA, 2098 nt
Organism: Pleuronectes platessa (European plaice)
Lineage: Eukaryota; Metazoa; Chordata; Actinopteri; Pleuronectiformes; Pleuronectidae
Gene: phkg1a
Product: phosphorylase kinase, gamma 1a (muscle)
Exons: 10
Coding region: 302-1486 (394 amino acids)
Biological process (GO): protein phosphorylation; glycogen biosynthetic process
Cellular component (GO): phosphorylase kinase complex
Molecular function (GO): phosphorylase kinase activity; calmodulin binding; ATP binding
Source: RefSeq, a predicted model, not a curated record
UGAAGGUCUGAUCAUAUUUUUGUAUGGACACACGUGUUCCCGCUGCAGAGGAAGCAACAACUUAUUUUUGGCAUCUGACAUUAGUGCUCACCCUCAGGAGAGAGAGGAGCGACCCCACAAAGCUGCAGCAGCAGCAACACAGACUCACUGCACCUCUGUGUGCGUCCGCUCCUCUACAGGCCCAGCAUUGAUUAUGGAUUAUCUUCACACCAGGAAGUGAUCUGUACUGAUACGCCUGGUGUUGAGCUGUGAGGGGAGAACACGGUUCUAUCGGUGGUGGAGAAGUUCACGUCACUCCAUCAUGACCAAAGAUGAGGAGAUCCCUGACUGUGUCGGAGCUCAUGAGUUCUACGACAAGUAUGAGACCAAGGAGAUUCUGGGAAGGGGGGUGAGCAGCGUGGUGCGUCGCUGCAUCGACAAGCGGACGUCCCAGGAGUACGCGGUGAAGAUCAUCGACAUCACACCCUCGGACAAGACGACCCCGGAGGAGAUCGAGGAGAUCAGGGAGGCGACGGUGAAGGAGAUCGACAUCCUGAAGAAAGUCUGUGGAAAGGACAACAUCAUACAGCUUAAAGACUACUACGUGUCCAACGCCUUCUUCUUCUUGGUUUUUGACCUGAUGAAGAAGGGUGAACUUUUUGACUACCUCACAGAGAAAGUUACUCUGAGCGAGAAGGAAACCAGGAAGAUCAUGCGUGCUCUGCUGGAGGUGGUCCAGUUCCUCCACAACCAGAACAUCGUGCACCGGGACCUGAAGCCUGAGAACAUCCUUCUAGACGAUGACAUGAACAUCAAGCUCACGGACUUUGGCUUCGCCGUGCAAAUUGAGCCGAGUCAAAAGCUCAAAGAGGUGUGUGGGACCCCUGGUUACCUCGCUCCUGAAAUCAUCGGGUGCUCUAUGGAUCCAGGACAUGCAGGAUAUCAGACUGCUGUGGACAUAUGGAGUUCAGGCGUGAUCAUGUACACGCUGCUCGCAGGCUCUCCGCCCUUCUGGCACAGGAAACAGAUGCUGAUGCUGCGGACGAUCUUGGCCGGUAGCUACGACUUCUCAUCUCCUGAAUGGGAUGACCGCUCAGACACUGUCAAGGAUUUGAUCUCUCGCAUGCUGGUGGUGGAUCCGAAGCAGCGUUUCACAGCCAUGGAUGCUCUGAACCACUCGUUCUUCUCCCAGUAUGUGGUGCAUGAAGUGCGACAGUUCAGCCCUUACAGACGCUUCAAGGUCAUCUGCAUGACCGUGCUCGCUACGAUGAGGAUCUACUGCAACUACCGCCGUGCCAAGCCUGUCACCAAGGAGGUGAUCAAGAGCGACCCGUACUCCAUCAAGCCGCUCCGCAAGCUCAUCGACGCCUGCGCCUUCAAGAUCUACGGCCACUGGGUGAAGAAGGGCCAGACUCAAAACAGAGCCGCUCUGUUCGAGAACACGCCCAAAGCCAUCCUGCUGUCGAUUGCUGCCGAGGCAGAUGAGCCCAUUCACCAAAUCUGGUAACAGGCGCCUGCUCCUCAGGUUCACCUCUGCUGGAGCUGUACUCUCCCCACUGUAUGAUCUGGGGCUUGACCUCUACCAGACAAGGUCGAAUAAGUAUGUAAUUUAUGUGGAAUGAACUUUAAAAGCACUUUCCAAUUCUGCAGUGCAAUUGUACCAACUGGGCACACAUGGUGCCUGUAACUCUGCAAGUAAGACUUGUAACUGUUAAACAGUUUGCUUAUAGUCAUCAAGGUUUUAAAAAUGACUUUAAAACAAGGAAUGUACUGUUAAAGUGUUUUAAAGUAUGUUACUUAAAAUGAUCCAGAUCUCCACUGUAAAGUAUUUGCUUUGAAAAUGUGUUUUUGAUGCUUAAUUAUAACAAAUGGAGGCAACAGCUUCUCCAUGUUAAUUAUUAGAGACACUGUGCAACACUACACAACAAAUUCAAAUGACAAUGCCCUUUCUGGUUGUAUAAACCAUUUUCAGUUAAGUGUUAGAUCAGCUGCAUCAUGCAAACACUACAGAGUGGAAACUUGGAAGGAUUUGGCAUUGGCCAUGAAAGAACCCAUUACAUUUCAACAUGGGUCCAUACAAAUGAGUAGAUUCUGCAAUUUUCCGUCACUUUCUUGAAUA